ACAGUAUCUGAGGAGGAAGUAAAGCAGGGCGAAAAUCUGUCCAAAGAUCUGGGCUAUGUCAACCAAAAUCUGACAUCCAGGUGAGACAAUAGCACGUACGAUUUUUCUCUUCAACUCAGAACAAAGACGGUGAGGAGUUCAGUGGGAGCAAAGUGACAACAGUAAGUUUUUGUGGACGUUAAGGAGAGAUAAGCUUGUGCCACGUACAAGGUUACCGUUUGCGCAAGCCUUCGUGGCUAGCGUUCUAACCAGCCUACCUAUACACAAACAAUAUGGCUACCAUAGAGAUGACAACUAUCGCCGAGGAGCCCGCUUUGAGUGGCAACGAUUUGGAGACGGACCUGUCAGAGGAGAAAGACGUCAGUAGAGGUUCGAUAGACGAUAUUGUACGCAAGUACAGUCGAGUCAAGACGGACAACAACGGAAAUACAGGUGUAAAAGACUUGUGGUCUCCACCCAGCCGUCCACCAGACGGGCUGACCGGAGAACAAUUUUCGUUAAAUAGGGAGAGUAGCACUGAAACGGACAGUGGGCAUUUUGAAGACCAAGCGACAAACGCCAUGGAAGAGGAGAGGCCUGUUCCGACUGCUUCAAACGGAAGAGACGUUACGGAAAACUUGGACGAAGGAGAGAACUCCGAGGCGACCACAGAGAACCAGAGGCACUCUUCACCAGACUCUGAGCCCACAGCGUCCUCUUCGCAACACCAGAGCAAUGCCGGCACCUUCACCGAACAAGACGGUGACCAAAAUCUUCCGGGAGACAAAGGACCUCCAGCAGAUGAACCAGAUUCAGUACCGAAUGGGCAGGUUCCAACGGGGAAUGAGCAAAUCGAUGUAGGUCAUGAGACAAAUGUUAAAGUCCCGCUAGGCUCCACACACAGUCUGCGAACACCGGCGGACCAAACGACGAUCCAACAAGGAAGUUCACUGGGAGAAACGUCGGGAAGGAACCUGUCAACGACAAGACACGACCGACCUAGCUGGCCUGGAGGCAGCACCAACACGGACAAUUCUCAGCCAGGAACUUCAAGAGAUCUCUUCGAUAACCCACAGGCAGCAACUACGAACAUGCCUGCCGAUUGGGCCGCGAGACUGACAGUCAGUAAUGCUGUCACCGCAGAAAGCAACGAAAGUGACUCGAGCGAGGCAGAAGAUGGUUGUUCUGGAUACUUGAGGAAAGCGCUGCGUCUGAGUGCGAUAGCGUUUGUGUUCUUGGUUGUUCUCUGUUGCAGCGUUUUUAGCAAGCUCACUUUGUUCUACUUGGAACUAAAGUUGAACGACGCUCUAAAAACUCCGGCAUCGAGUUGUGAUCCUGUAGAUCCAGUUGUGAUCUGGCUGGCCCUGCUCAUAGGGAUCCCGUACGCGAUCACGUUGCUCAGAUGUGUCUGGAUCUCGCUCAUGAACUGGAACUACGAACCGAACCCAAGUCGACGCCACAUCAUUCUGGGUACUCUGUUGGCCGUGUUGGAGGUUUUGUCUUUAUCGUUGCUCGUUCUCUGGGCUCUGCCUGCGUCUCCUUCAAUCGGACUCAUUGUUGUGAACCUAGUCUUUAUGAACAGCGUCCUUACGAAGUCAGUUCACAGCUUCAGAGGAGACAACAAUGGGAAGAAGAGUAAAAUCAAAGGCAUCUCUUUCUCUGCACUGUUCGUCAUCAUUCUGGGUUGUCUCGCGACAACGUUUGUACCAGAUCAACACUGGUCAAAAGAGCUACGGUGGGACAUCUUGGUCUCAUUCGCGUUGCUAGCCGUUUCCUGGACUCCAGUUCUCCACAAGCUCUCUGUUUCAAAGGACAACACCGUGCAUCCUUACGAUACGGAACGCGGCAGCACGAUUGGCCCAAACAAGACUCAGAACAACACGGCCUGCUGGAAGCUUGGCAUCAUUACCAACUUCGUAAAAUGUCUGAUCUGGGCUCUCGCUGUUUUCCUCUUCUACCCUUUGAUGAGAGGACAGGAUCCUCUUUGCAUCAACUGGCACAUCCCUCCUGUCUCCAUCACCGACGACGUGUUUGUAUCUUUCCUCGCCAAUGGGAUAUUUGGCCUGUUUGGGUACGCCUUCGCUAUCCUCGCGUUGAUGAUGAAGAUGCAGACCUUUGGUUUUCUCCUGCCCAUCUUCCUGUCUAACAUGACGGUCAGUUUGUUUCUCAUCAUCGGCAUCCACACUCCGCUGUGUGCUAGCAUUCCGCCAGUACAAGAACUUGGCCUCUGUAAAACGGAGAACUGGGAACAAUGGGGUUGGACAGUAGUAUCUUCAGAAAAAGGGGGAUGGACGCCCUUCACCGCGUGCAGCGUGGUGUUCGUCCUUACCAUGAUCGGGAUGAUCGUGCAAAUGUACGACGUGUGGAAAGUACCGACAAUCGUCAUGGAGAAAGAAUCGAAGAUUGCCAAAGAGAUGAAGCAGCUCAUGAAUUCCCUGUGGGACAUCGCAAAGACCCAAACAGAGAAGAAAAUUGAGGAAUCCAAGGUAGAGUUCGAGGCACACAUCUUCUUUGACGACGGCUACAAGAACGGCCAAGUCCAGGACUUCGCCCUGCAGCUCCUGUCAAUCAUCGACAGCAUGGGCGACAAGGGUGGGCCUAGUUUGAUCGAAACCUGUGAAAAAUGGCGGACUCCGUACGGUCUUCAGCUGCAAUGGCAUCUCCCCUCGUUGGAGGGUGCUGAGGACGUCGGAGGGGGGAUGAAGUUGAUACUUCAUCUGAAGGACAACACCAAGGUGAAGAACAAGAAGCGGUGGAGUCAGGUGAUGUAUAUGUCGUACGUGUUGGACUACGCCCUUGGAGGUCAAGCAAGGGAACAGCAACAGAUGGACGACCGUGACACGUACAUCCUGGCGACGGACGCAGACGUGAAGUUCACGCCCGAGUCAGCCCGGGCCCUGCUGGACCUGGCGCGUAGGGACCCCACGGUGGGGGCGGUCUGCGGCCGGACUCAUCCCCUGGGGUCGGGGCCCAUGGUCUGGUACCAGAAGUUCGACUACGCCGUGGGCCACUGGUACCAAAAGACGGCCAACAGUGUGCUGGGGUCCGUCCUCUGCUGCCCGGGUUGCUUCAGUAUUUACCGGGCCGAGGCGUUACGGGAAGCCCUGGGGACUUACGCCGGAGGAGUGUCCGAGGCCAGGGAGUUCCUGAUGAAAGACAUGGGGGAGGACAGGUGGCUGUGUACUCUUAUGGUGAGUAACGGCUGGCGGCUGGAGUACACGGCUGUGUCCGAGGACAGCACCUACUGUCCGGAGGAGUUCGGAGAGUUCUACAACCAGAGGAGACGGUGGGGACCGUCUACUGUCGCCAACCAGAUUGAGAUUCUUGAGAAGUACUUUGGGAACGAGAUGCGGCGGGACAGCGUCUCGUUCCUGUUCAUGGUGUACCAGGGUCUGCUGUUCUUCUCCGGACUGAUCGGUCCGGCCACGUGUGUGCUCAUCAUAGCAGGCGGUUUGCAGUUCUUCAACUACGAGACCAAGGGUGCAGAAGCCAAACCAACAUGCAUCAACGGGACGGUCCCUACCGAAAAUACCUCGACUGGGGGAGGUUCUGAAGCCCAGGCAGUAUCCAUAACCAUUGUGGUUGUCCUUUCCCUCGUGUCCCUGCUGUAUGGCAUGAUCUGUCUCUGCACCUCCCAGAAAUUCCAACUGAGGGUGGCCCAGCUCCUGUCCCUAUGUUUCGCCGUGCUGAUGACUCUGGUGUUGGUGUCGCUCAUAGAGGAGACAGUCGUGGAAUUUAUCUCACUGAUCGACGACUUAAAUAAUGGCUGCAGCCAUUUCCCCAGCAUCAGCACCAUGUACUUUCUGGCGCUGGUCGGGAUGUACGUCAUCACAGGACUGGUCCACUUCAGGGAGUUUCCCAGCCUGCUCUACGGUCUGGUCUACUUCCUGGCCCUUCCUACAGGUUACAUCCUGCUGACGCUCUACAGCGUCUGUAACCUCACCGACAGGACAUGGGGGACAAGAGAAGGCAGCUCGUCUGGACAGUCUGCAGACAAGAGCGCGACCGAAAUUAUAUCAGACUUUUUCGCCAACAUGUGCGGGUGCUGCCAAAGACCAAACCAAGCAGUCCUGGAAGUGCCUCUUCAGGAAUACGAGGAAGAAUGGGACUCAGACAGUGAAGACGAUGCACCCGAUUCUUUGACGACGGUCGAAGGAGAGCUAGAAACACCCAGAACCAGGAGACGUACAACAGUCGCAACCUACGCAGGUCACAGAGUUUCAGUAGUGUCCAACAAGAGAUCCGUGAUAUCCAUGGCUCCUGAAAUGGCACGGCCUGUUCCUGUCAUCAGGUGGCUCCGAAAAGAACUUCGAGAGAAGGUUUUCAUGACGUAUGCGGACAAGUUCCUAAAGGAAGGGUACGAAGAUACUAGCUACAUCGCUGGCAUGACUAAUGAGGACCUGAGGAACAUCGGGAUCGACACGGACUUUCACAGACAGAGGUUAUUGACUGAGAUCCACAAGUUGACAGAAUUCGUGCUGGAAACCUCUGUGCCUAACAACGUCACGGAAUGGCUGAAGAAGCUGCACCUAGACCAGUACACACAACAGUUUAAAGACUACGGUGUCAACACUAAGGCUGACCUAGCCUGUCUUCGCAAGACCGACCUGAACAGACUCAUGGAGGACCUGAAAAUCACCAAAAAAGGACAUAUCAAGAGGAUCAAAGCAGCCAUCGGCGCAAUGACAGAACCGGAUGAACUUCAAAAAGACAAAUAUCGAGUCAAGAGGAUCCUCAUGAGAAGAGGCUGUAAAAUUAGAGACCUGGAGGAGAAAGAUGACGACGGAGAGGAAGAGUCUCAGUUCUGGGAGGCUCUGAGGGACAAGAAGUUGAACCCUGACCUCGGAAUGUUCACCUCUGACGUAGAUCUGAAGGCGAAGCUGGUCGGUCUGAGAAACUCUGCUCUGGUCGUGUUACUGGUAGUGAACGUGUUGUGGAUCACUAUUAUGAUGGUUCUGUCCAGCCGGCCCGCCCUCCAAGUCCUGGGACAGAACCCCAUGGGUUUCCUCUCACUUGCAGUCUUCGGACUGGUGCAGGUCAUACAGUUCCUGGCUAUGAUGUACCACAGACUGUUAACGCUCUUGCACGCUGUGGCAAGGCUGUAGUCUGCUAAUAAGACCAAGAAAA
Messenger RNA from Branchiostoma belcheri (Belcher's lancelet), 5106 nucleotides. RefSeq lists its product as uncharacterized. The record is from RefSeq and is a predicted model, not a curated record. Gene Ontology annotation, cellular component: cell septum; cell periphery. Gene Ontology annotation, molecular function: chitin synthase activity; protein binding. NCBI's taxonomy places the organism in Eukaryota, Metazoa, Chordata, Leptocardii, Amphioxiformes, Branchiostomatidae. The coding region runs from base 273 to 5084 and encodes 1603 amino acids. The transcript is spliced from 22 exons.